AUGGCUCCCUCCGCCAUCGACGACAAGCCAGCUGCGGCGGCGCCCGACAAAACGUGUCCGCCCGCCAACAUCUCCCUCGUCAAGGAGACUCGCUUCGAGAAAUACAUUCCUCCGCAGCAUGACGGGCGCAAGCGAGCUCUCGAGAACCCCGGCGCCGCUGCCAUUGUCAUCGACAAUGGAUCCUCUGCCGUCCGCGCGGGCUGGUCGUUUGAGUCCUCACCUCGCUUCGGCGUGCCCCCCAUAAUGUCCAAGUAUCGCGACCGGAAGCUCGGCAAGACCUUUUCCUUCGCCGGCCACGACUGCUACGCCGAUACGACCGCCAAGAGUCACAUUCGAAAUGCCUUCGAGGCCGGCACCGGCAUCGUCAGCAACUGGGACGUCAUGGAGCAUGUCCUAGACUACGUCUUUCUCAAGCUUGGCAUGAACGAGGCUGACGGGGCCAUUGACGUCCCCAUUGUCAUGACGGAAGCCGUGGCAAACUUGCCAUACUCUCGGAAAUCCAUGACGGAAAUCAUAUUCGAAUGCUAUCGUGCGCCGUCCCUGGCAUACGGCAUCGACUCCUUGUUUUCCUACAGGCACAACCAGGGCAAGACCGGCUUGGUCAUCUCGUCGUCUUAUACCUCCACCCACGUGAUACCCGUGUACAACUCCAAGGCAAUGCUCGCACAGGCGACAAGACUCAACUGGGGAGGGUACCAGGGCGCCGAGUACCUGCUCAAGCUGAUCCGCCUGAAGUAUCCUGCCCUUAUGGGCAAGCUGAACGUGUCCCAGACAGAACACAUGAUCAGGGAUCACUUUUACGUUUCCAAAGACUACGACGACGAAAUCCGAGGCUAUCUCGACUGGACUGGCCUCGAGGACAGGGACGUCGUCAUCCAAUAUCCCUAUACCGAGGAGGUCAUUGUGCAAAAGACUGAAGAGGAGCUGAAUCGGAUUGCAGAGCGGAAAAAGGAGAGUGGUCGGAGACUGCAGGAACAGGCUGCUAAGAUGCGCCUGGAGAAGCUGAUCAAGAAGGAGCAAGACCUGGAGUACUACAAGAACCUUCAGAACCGGAUAGCGGACGAGACCAAGAAGGAGACGCGGCGCCAGCUCGACAGCCACGAUAUCAAGGACGAGAACCAGCUCGACAAGAUUGUCAAGGAGCUGGAAAAGUCGAUCAAGAAGGCCCGCACAAAAGACGUGGGCGGAGACCAGGACGAAGGACAGGAGCAGCCUGACUUUGGGCUCCUCGAGAUCCCCGACGACCAGCUGGACGAAGCUCAGCUCAAGCAGAAGCGGCAGCAGCGACUCAUGAAGUCUAACCACGAGGCGCGGGCUCGAGCCAAGGCGGAAAAGGAGGCAGAAAAGGCGCGGUUUGCCGAGGAGGAGCGUCGCGACAACGACCGUCGCGACAACGACCUCGACGGCUGGCUGGAGGAUAAGCGACAAGCGCGGCUGCGGACGCUCCAGAAAAUCAAGGAGCGCGAUCGUCUCAAGCAAGACCUGGGCAACCGCAAGUCGCUCGCCUCGCAGAUCCGCAUGAAGAGCAUCGCCAACCUGGCCUCGGACAAUCCGACCAAGAAGCGGCGGCGAGGUGGUGACGACGACAACUUUGGCGCGAACGACGACGACUGGGGCGUCUACCGGCAAAUUGCCGUGGGGGAGAACAGCGACGACGAGCAGGAGGAGGAGGACCUUUCGUCGUCCCUCAAGCAACUUGAGCAGGACCUCCUCAAGUACGACCCGGAGUUCGACUACGAGCAAACCCAGGAGGCCCAGUCUGACUGGUCCAAAUCGCUCCUCCACGCCUUUGCCCGCGGCCCGCGCCCGUUCAAUCAAGCCUCGCAGGCCGAGAUCAGCCAGAUCCACCUCAACGUGGAGCGCAUCCGCGUGCCCGAGGUCAUUUUCCGCCCGUCCAUUGCCGGCGUCGACCAGGCGGGCGUCGUCGAAAUCGCCGGCGACGUGCUGACGCAGCGCCUGGCAGGCAUGCCCGGCCGCGACGACUUUUUGCGCGACAUAUUCCUGACGGGGGGCAACACGCUGUUCCGCAAUUUUGACGACCGCAUCAGGGACGGACUGCGCGCCCUGCUGCCCGCCGAGGCGCCCAUUGCCGUGCGCCGGGCGGGCGACGCUUGCCUGGACGCGUGGAAGGGCGCGGCUGGGUGGGCGGGCUCGGCGGCGUGGAAGGAGGCGCGCAUCUUGAGGGAGGAGUAUCUGGAGAAGGGCCCCGAGUAUAUCAAGGAGCACGAAAUGGGCAAUUCGUAUGCGUGA
Molecule: messenger RNA, 2250 nt
Organism: Hirsutella rhossiliensis
Lineage: Eukaryota; Fungi; Ascomycota; Sordariomycetes; Hypocreales; Ophiocordycipitaceae
Product: actin domain-containing protein
Exons: 4
Coding region: 1-2250 (749 amino acids)
Biological process (GO): regulation of DNA-templated transcription
Cellular component (GO): cytoplasm; Ino80 complex
Source: RefSeq, a predicted model, not a curated record